AUAGUUCGCUAAAUUGGAGCUUGAUUGGGGGAUACUCAUGGCGGCCAAAGAUCAAAUCGAUGGACUCAACUUCCAGCAGAGGCAUGGAAAGGAGCGGGUGAGAGUUGGUAGAGUCUGGAGACACGGAAAAGAGGGCCCUCACUUCUUCGUCGAAUGGAACGUCAGUAUCACUCUCCUCUCCGAUUGUAUUCCCGCCUACGUCCACGCCGAUAAUUCCGACAUCGUCGCAACCGAUACCAUGAAAAACACUGUAUAUGUGAAGGCAAAGGAGUGUUCAGAAAAAGUUUCUGUGGAGCAAUUUGCAAUUAUACUCGCUAAGCACUUUACAUCAUUCUAUCAACAGGUGACCACUGCAAUCAUCAAGAUAGUCGAAAAGCCAUGGGAGCGUGUCAGCAUAGAUGGUCAACCCCAUGAUCAUGGUUUUAAACUUGGAUCUGAGAGACAUACGACCGAAGUUUUUGUAAAGAAAAAUGGCGCUUUGGGGGUGACUUCUGGUGUUGAGGGAUUGGCAUUGCUGAAAACAACAAAAUCAGGUUUUGAGGGUUUUAUACGCGAUCAAAACACGAUACUGCCUGAAACACGAGAGAGGAUGCUUGCUACCGAGGUCUCUGCAUCAUGGAGAUACCAUUUUGACUCUCUAUCAAGUGUUAGCAUGGAUCCCUUCACUGAAACAUACUUGGAUGUCAAGAAGGUUUUAGUCAACACUUUUUUUGGUCCUCCUAAAGAAGGCGUGUACAGCCCAUCUGUUCAGGCAACUCUUUAUUACAUGGCGAAAGCUGUUCUUGGCAGGUUUCCAGAUAUAUCAUCAAUCCAGUUGAAAAUGCCCAACAUUCAUUUUCUGCCAGUAAAUUUAUCAAGCAAAGACAAUCCAGUUAUUGUGAAGUUUGAAGACGAUGUGUACCUGCCGACAGAUGAACCACAUGGAUCAAUAGAAGCAAGCUUGGGUCGCAUCCAUUCCAAAAUGUAGUCGGUUCAUGUUCCAUUCUCUUCUUCCAUCUUCAAUUUCAAAGUGUGAUGUGUAAAUUAUGUGUAAAAACGAUAUAAAUAUUCAAUUUCAGUUUAUCGUUCUUGGACGAUUGGAUACAGUUGCUAAUAAAAAACGACUUAUUUUGGAUA
This is a messenger RNA of Cynara cardunculus var. scolymus (artichoke), 1116 nucleotides long. RefSeq names its product uricase-2 isozyme 1. The transcript has 8 exons. The record is from RefSeq and is a predicted model, not a curated record. Gene Ontology annotation, molecular function: urate oxidase activity. The coding region runs from base 38 to 967 and encodes 309 amino acids. Gene Ontology annotation, cellular component: peroxisome. Gene Ontology annotation, biological process: urate catabolic process; purine nucleobase catabolic process. Lineage: Eukaryota; Viridiplantae; Streptophyta; Magnoliopsida; Asterales; Asteraceae.